AUGGCUCCUAAUGUCAUCCCACAGGCCCCAGCCAAGAAGGCUCCAGAGCCAGCCCCAGCCCAGAAGCCUGCAGAGGCAGAGGCGGAGGCAGAGGAGGAACACUACUGUGACAUGCUCUGCUGCAAGUUCAAGCGCAGACCCUGGAAGAUGUACCGGUUCCCCCAGAGCAUCGACCCUCUGACCAACCUCAUGUACAUCUUGUGGCUGUUCUUUGUGGUUCUUGCCUGGAACUGGAGCUGCUGGCUGAUCCCUGUGCGAUGGGCCUUCCCAUACCAGCGGCCAGACAACAUCCACCUCUGGCUGCUGAUGGAUUACCUGUGUGACUUCAUCUACCUCCUGGACAUGACCGUGUUCCAGAUGCGCCUGCAGUUUGUCAAAGGCGGGGACAUCAUUACAGACAAAAAGGAGAUGCGCAAUAACUACCUGAAGUCUCGCCGGUUUAAGAUGGACCUGCUCUGCCUGCUGCCCUUGGACUUUUUCUACUUGAAACUUGGAGUGAACCCCCUCCUUCGCCUGCCCCGCUGCUUGAAGUACAUGGCCUUCUUCGAGUUUAAUAACCGCUUGGAAGCCAUCCUCAGCAAAGCCUACGUUUACAGAGUUAUCAGGACCACCGCCUACCUGCUGUACAGCUUGCACCUCAACUCCUGUCUUUACUACUGGGCAUCGGCCUUCCAGGGUAUCGGUUCCACUCACUGGGUUUAUGAUGGUGUGGGGAACAGUUACAUCCGAUGCUACUACUGGGCUGUGAAAACGCUCAUCACCAUUGGCGGGCUGCCUGACCCCCAGACGCUCUUUGAAAUUGUCUUCCAGCUGUUGAAUUAUUUUACAGGUGUCUUCGCUUUCUCUGUGAUGAUUGGACAGAUGAGAGAUGUGGUGGGAGCCGCCACAGCAGGGCAGACCUACUACCGCAGCUGCAUGGACAGUACAGUGAAGUACAUGAACUUCUACAAGAUCCCCAGGUCUGUGCAGAACCGUGUCAAGACCUGGUAUGAGUACACCUGGCAUUCACAAGGCAUGCUGGAUGAGUCAGAGCUGAUGGUGCAGCUUCCAGACAAGAUGAGACUGGACCUGGCCAUCGAUGUAAACUACGAUAUCGUCAGCAAAGUGGCGCUCUUCCAGGGCUGUGACCGGCAGAUGAUCUUCGACAUGCUCAAGCGCCUUCGCUCAGUUGUCUACCUGCCCAAUGACUAUGUGUGCAAGAAGGGGGAGAUUGGCCGAGAGAUGUAUAUCAUCCAGGCGGGGCAGGUUCAAGUACUGGGUGGCCCAGAUGGGAAGGCCGUUCUGGUGACACUCAAAGCCGGAUCAGUGUUUGGAGAGAUAAGCUUGCUGGCUGUUGGGGGUGGGAACCGGCGCACAGCCAACGUGGUGGCCCAUGGGUUCACCAACCUCUUCAUUCUGGACAAGAAGGACUUGAAUGAAAUCUUGGUGCAUUAUCCUGAAUCUCAGAAGUUACUCCGGAAGAAGGCCAGGCGCAUGCUGAGAAACAACAACAAACCCAAGGAGCCAAAGAGUGUGCUCAUCCUGCCCCCACGUGCUGGCACCCCGAAGCUCUUCAAUGCGGCCCUCGCCGCUGCAGGAAAAAUGGGCGGCAGGGGGGCCAAGGGUGGCAAGCUCGCCCACCUGAGAGCCAGGCUCAAGGAACUGGCUGCCCUGGAGGCGGCAGCGCGACAGCAGCAGCUGCUGGAACAGGCCAAGAGCUCACAGGAAGCUGGGGGAGAGGAGGGCUCUGGAGCCACGGACCAACCUGUGGACCAAACUGCGCCCCAGGAACCCCAGGAACCCCAGAAGCCCCAGGAGACCCCGAAGUCCCAGGAGCCCUCGGGGCCCCCUGUCCCGAGCUCUCCACCGCCAGCAUCAGCCCUGGGGAAGCCCGAGGAUGGCACUGAGGAGGCGGCAGCUGGGCCCUCAGAGCCCUCAGUAAGGAUCCGUGUGAGCCCAGACCCAGAUCCAGAGGAGCAGACGCUGUCAGUGGAGAUACUGGAGAAGAAGGAGGAAGCGGAGUGA
This is a messenger RNA of Phodopus roborovskii (desert hamster), 2004 nucleotides long. RefSeq names its product cyclic nucleotide-gated cation channel beta-1-like. The record is from RefSeq and is a predicted model, not a curated record. Gene Ontology annotation, biological process: retina homeostasis; monoatomic cation transmembrane transport. NCBI's taxonomy places the organism in Eukaryota, Metazoa, Chordata, Mammalia, Rodentia, Cricetidae. Gene Ontology annotation, cellular component: intracellular cyclic nucleotide activated cation channel complex; plasma membrane; photoreceptor outer segment. Gene Ontology annotation, molecular function: intracellularly cGMP-activated cation channel activity; cGMP binding; intracellularly cAMP-activated cation channel activity.